AUCUCUCUUUCUCUCUCCCUCGGUGACUGUUGCAAUACUGAUUUGCGUUUCCUCCUCUAACCUAGAAUGGGAGAUAGAGUUGAUCUUUGGUCUGAGGUCAUUAAAUCCGAGGAAGAAGACGGCGGAGAUAUACCCAAAAUUGAAGCUGUAUACCAAAGGAGGAAGAAGCCUGAUAAGUCCUCAGAAGCUGUUAAUUUAGGCUGGUUGGUCAAAGGGGUUCGUACCAGCUCCAUCAAUGGACCAAAGAGAGAUAGCUGGGCUCGUUCCCUCUCCACCAGAGGGAGGGAGAGUGUUGCGGUUGUCAACAAUCAGCCUCAGGAGAAACCAGCCAGGAGAAAGAAACCCGCUAUUCCGAAGGGAAAAGUUGUUAAAGCUCCAGACUUCCAGAAAGAGAAGGAAUACUUUCGUGAUAUUGAUGCUUUUGAGCUUCUGGAAGAGAGUCCUUCUCCCAAUAAAUCUAGUACAUGGACCAUGGGUGAACAAGUUGUUCCUGAGAUGCCACAUCUAUCCACAAGAUUAGAAAAGUGGCUGAUCUCAAAGAAGUUUAACCAUGCUUGUGGUCCUUCGAGCACACUCUCUAAGAUACUUGAAAACUCAGCCACACGCCAGGAGUCAGUUUUUGAUAAUGAAUCCUUUGAUUCAUUGCCACUAAAAACCCCAGAAAAGUCUUCUUCUGGCAACCCUUCAGUUUUCCGGCUCAUUUCAAGCCGUGAUGACAGUUCAGCUGCCGAAGAUGUGCAUGUUAGAAAAAUCAAGAUGGAAGCAAUUGACCUUGAAGAUGAGCUGAAGCAACUGUCUUUGACAUCUGAUCCGCCCUCCACUCAUCUAGAUUUCGAUAAGUCAUUUCUUGAUCUAUUGUCCGCAUGUAGACAGAUGCAACCAUCAAACUUCUUGGAAGCAUUCUCUAAAUUCUGUGAACCAGAAAGCAUUGUCAAGAUUGGUGAAGGUACAUAUGGAGAGGCUUUUCGGGCUGGUUCUAGUGUCUGUAAAAUAGUUCCAAUUGAUGGAGACUUCAGGGUUAAUGGGGAAGUACAGAAGAGAGCUGACGAAUUACAUGAGGAAGUGAUACUCUCAUGGACUCUUAAUCUACUAAGUGAAUCCGAGACUGAAGCUCAGAAUUCGUGCCCGGUGUUCAUAAAAACUCAAGAUAUAAAAGUAUGUCAAGGUCCCUAUGACCCUAUACUGAUAAAAGCAUGGGAAGAAUGGGAUGCAGUACAUGGCUCUGAGAAUGAACACCCAGAUUUCCCAGAAAAACAAUGUUAUGUCAUGUUUGUUCUGGAACAUGGUGGCAAAGACCUUGAAAAGUUUGUUCUUUUGAACUUUGAUGAAGCACGGAGCUUAUUGGUUCAGGUCACGGCUGGCCUAGCUGUUUCUGAAGCUGCUUUUGAGUUCGAGCACAGAGACCUGCAUUGGGGAAACAUUCUUCUUAGUCGGAAUAACUCGUGUACGUUGCCUUUUGUUCUCGAGGGGAAGCAAAUUUUUAUCAAAACCUUUGGCGUACAGAUAUCCAUUAUAGACUUUACUCUUUCAAGAAUCAAUACAGGUGAAAAGAUACUCUUUCUGGACCUUACUUCUGAUCCAUACCUUUUCAAAGGACCAAGAGGAGAUAAACAAUCGGAAACUUACAGAAAAAUGAAGGCAGUUACUGAAGAUUAUUGGGAAGGAAGCUUCGCUCGAACAAAUGUUCUCUGGCUAAUUUAUCUCGUGGAUAUCUUACUUACCAAGAAGUCAUUUGAACGGUCUUCAAAAAACGAAAGAGAACUUCGGUCACUGAAGAAGCGGAUGGAGAAGUAUAAAUCAGCUAAAGAGGCUGUUUCAGACCCUUUCUUCUCAGAUAUGUUAAUGGACCAAACAUCAUGAAGAAUAUAACAAACCCCAUAAGUGAUUAUCCAUAAGCCCCUCUCUCUUUCAUGUAUAGUUGUUUGCCUAGCCACUAAAAUCAACAGUAUUAGCUCUUGCUGCAUGAUAUUAUUUAAGAAUCUAUAAUCUAUAUACCAAUCUCGAUCUCUGCAAAUGUAAUGCAAGAACUGAUAUGUUAACCUUUGUUGUAUGUGACAAUAGUUUAAUGGUAGCUUUUGCCUAUGCGUAUACUUUUGAAACCA
Molecule: messenger RNA, 2102 nt
Organism: Capsella rubella
Lineage: Eukaryota; Viridiplantae; Streptophyta; Magnoliopsida; Brassicales; Brassicaceae
Product: serine/threonine-protein kinase haspin homolog
Exons: 15
Coding region: 67-1860 (597 amino acids)
Biological process (GO): mitotic cell cycle; protein phosphorylation; intracellular signal transduction
Cellular component (GO): nucleus; cytoplasm
Molecular function (GO): ATP binding; histone H3T3 kinase activity
Source: RefSeq, a predicted model, not a curated record